Messenger RNA from Saccharomycopsis crataegensis, 708 nucleotides. RefSeq names its product copper chaperone CCS1 (gene CCS1). The transcript has a single exon. Gene Ontology annotation, molecular function: copper ion binding; superoxide dismutase copper chaperone activity. The record is from RefSeq and is a predicted model, not a curated record. Gene Ontology annotation, cellular component: cytoplasm. NCBI's taxonomy places the organism in Eukaryota, Fungi, Ascomycota, Saccharomycetes, Ascoideales, Saccharomycopsidaceae. The coding region runs from base 1 to 708 and encodes 235 amino acids. Gene Ontology annotation, biological process: superoxide metabolic process.
AUGGCGGAUACGUUUGAGGCGGUAUAUGCCGUUCCUAUGGAGUGCAAUGCCUGCGUUGAUGCGGUUUCCAAAGCGCUUGCUGGAGUUGAUGGGGUCACCAGAUAUGACAUUGAUCUUCGGAAACAGCUAGUGAACGUUAGCGGUUCAGCAGCUCCUUCGAAAGUGGUAGGAGCAAUCCAAGAGACCGGGAAGGACGCCAUCAUUAGAGGUACUGGUAAACCAGAGUCGGCAGCAGUGGCCAUUCUUGAAUCUUUUGAUCCUCGCGACAACUUGGCUCCGGUUAAAGGCCUCGCCAGAAUGGUCAGCGUUGGAGAGCAAUCUCUUUUGAUCGAUUUGACUUUGAAUGGAAUGGAAAAAGGGGUGUACUAUCCAUCUAUUCGUUCGAGUGGCAAUAUUUCCAAUGGCGCCCAUUCAACCGGCAAAACCUUGAGAAAAUUGGACCCGAUCAUCGUGAAUGAAAAAUCAGAUAAUUUGAAUAGCUUAUUUUUUGGCCAAAGUUUUGUCAAGGUUCCUUUGAAGAUCAGUGAGUUGAUUGGUCGUAGUGUGGCAAUCAGCAGAAAAGAAGACGAAUUGUCUGAAGAUUCGUUAGUCGGGGUUGUCGCUAGAAGCGCUGGUAUCUGGCAAAAUGACAAGCAAGUAUGCAGUUGUACAGGCAAAACUAUCUGGCAAGAAAGAUCAGACGCUAUACAUCAUGGUAUCAAAAUCUGA